CUCGAUAAUAUCGCCAGUCCUUCGCCAAUAGGAGGCAUGGAAACACGUCGCUGAGAACGAACUAAAACGAAUAAAUUUAAAUCGCAAAAUGCGAACCUUAAUUCGUAAAUUAAAAAAAUGGAUUUGAAGCUAGUGUGUUUGUGUGUUCUAAUUUUAAGUUUUAAUUUAGUGUGUGGCCAGUACUCGUCGUCGCCGUGUCCUGGCAUAUUUGACUUUGAAAAUGAUGGACGUAAUGUGUAUGGGAAAAUCAUUUUACGGCCGACUUCGCCGGUGUCUUCCUUAGUGCUAAAAAUUAGUUUUACUGUUGCAGCUCAACUAUAUAAUAAUUAUGUAGGCCGUUUAGAAGCACAAGACAGCAACCACCUCCUGCAGAGGUACAACAGAGGGCAGCCUGUCAGCUACAUCGUGCACUUCCCCAUCACCUCGCCGCUGCCGAAGCUGACGGCACUCACUGUCAACGGCGAAACUAUUUGCUAUGGACAAGGAGACGUGCCCAGACCGAACACAUACGUGACGACGCUGAGUCUCCAGCACACCUCGUUCCUCCAGGGCGGAGGGCCGAUAUACAACAGUAUUCAGCCGCAGCAGCACCGGCCGCAGCCGCGUCCACCUCCACCACAGCCGACGGUGGACCAGAUCUUCUACGGAGACGAUGAUGCCACUGCUCAUAUUUAUACGUUCAAUAAUGUUGAGCCGUCGUGGAAUAAUGGCAACUCUCCAUACUACGUGGUGAACAACACUCGUCCGUUCACCCAGGCCACGCAGCAGUACCAGCCGCCCACCCAACAGUAUCAGCCGCCCACCCAACAGAUCUUCCACUCCAACCCAAUCUAUGAAUAUGACCAGAAUGUGCCCCAGCAGGUCACCUCACGAAGGCCUAACCCGCCUCCUUACGAGCAGGCCACGAAGAGACCAACUUACACGCCUCCUCCCACAAGCCCUAACCGCAAUGAGUUCUACUACCCUACUCCUGAGCCGACACAACCUGCGGUUAAUAAUGACCAACGUUACAACGUCGAAAACACAGGUGAUAUGUGCGGUGAGGUCGCGGGAGGUAACGAGAGGGUCCCUCUCAUCUACAACGGGAGGUCUUACGCGAGAGGAGACAUUCCUUGGCUUGUGGCCAUCUACAAGAGUGAGGCAGCUAAUCUGCAGUUCAUCUGCGGAGGAACCUUGGUUUCUGAUCGUCAUAUUGUUACUGCUGCUCACUGCAUGCAGCGUCGAGGUGUGCAGACGAACAUCAAGGACAUUGUGGUGAAGAUUGGAGUCCACAACCUGAAUGACUGGAGUGACGAUAUCACCGUCACCAGGUCGUUGAUGGCUGCUUCCAUCCACGAGUCUUUCAAUCCAGCGACUCUUCAAAACGACAUCCUGAUGUUCACACUGAACAAACGAGUGAAGUUCAACACGUACAUACGCCCAGCGUGUCUGUGGGGCGAUGAUACCGACCAAUCGCGUAUAGUCGGCGCUUCUGGAGUUGUGGCUGGAUGGGGAGACCAAGGAGUGGGAGGUAUAGGCAAGCAGGGCGAGCCCCACAUGGUGCGCAUCCCCAUCGUCAGUACCACCGACUGCAGAGCCAGCAAACCUCACUUCCACAAGCUCACCUACGACAGCACGCUGUGUGCAGGUGAUCGUAACGGCGCCGGGCCUUGUGUGGGAGAUUCCGGUGGAGGUUUAUACCUCCUAGAGGGAGGCAAGUGGAGACUCAGAGGAGUGGUCUCCGUGUCCCUCCGAGCUGAGAACGGUGACAACACUUGUAACCUCAAUGAGUACAUCAUCUUCACUGAUACAGCGAAGUAUUUGGGCUGGAUCAGGCGCAUCUUGUCAGAAAAAUAUUACGAUUAAAGUUAUAAUGUUGAUUUAUUUAAGACUGGAACCUUUUUGGAAUAAAAAAAGCUUGGGAACACUUUUUUAUACUAGAUAAAGUUAUAAAUAAGUGGUUUCUAUUACCUAUGUAAUAUACAAUACAUUGACAUGAUUGUGGUUCAAAGUAUGGCAACAUUGUUAUUGUUAAUUCUACAGGGAUUUUUUAGUGUUACCUACCAAUAUUUGUUGUGGAUAGACGUGUUUGGUGUUCCCGAGUUAAUAAAUAAUUUAACAAUAUAAUUCAUUUUGUAACAAUACCUACCGUUCUCCUAUUUUACCAUAUUAUUAAUUAUUUGAAAAUAAAAAAUAAUAAGGACCUAAAAAUGCCUGUUAUAAAUCAAUUUAAAUACUAAUGUAACUUAGUUAUAAGAAAGUAUUUUUAUAUAAUUAAUAUUUUGUAGACUUAAUAUUAUUCAAAAUGUGCAUUUUCCAAGAGAUUUUUAUUUAAUUUUCAGUCUUGCCAUAGUUCAUUGCUUGUUUGCAAAAUCGAAUACAUUAAUGAUUUUUUUUAUUGAUACUGAUACAAAAGGCAUUUUGCGAGUUUACUAUUAAAACUAAAAUAGUCAUAUUUAUUAUUAUAUUCAGUUUUAUAGGAAAAUAUAAUUAUAGGCCUUUACUAGAUAAUAAGUUGAUUGUAAUGUCUGACUCGCCAUUAAAUAAAUUAUAUUAUUGUA
Messenger RNA from Spodoptera frugiperda (fall armyworm), 2540 nucleotides. Its product is annotated as serine protease gd. Gene Ontology annotation, molecular function: serine-type endopeptidase activity. Bases 118 to 1845 code for a protein of 575 amino acids. The record is from RefSeq and is a predicted model, not a curated record. Gene Ontology annotation, biological process: proteolysis. Lineage: Eukaryota; Metazoa; Arthropoda; Insecta; Lepidoptera; Noctuidae. The transcript has 9 exons.